GGUUCACGGAUGGAGGGCCUCAUCCCGCUCCUCUACAAGGCCAUCAAGGACCGGCGGAGCAGCAACCGGGCCGCCUACCCCGGCCGCGACGACCCCGCCGUGGACCUCGAGGACCCGGAGCAGAGGCGGCGGUGGCUGGAGCAGGAGGUGCGCUCACCGCUCCGCGCCGCCGCGCCGUCCUCGUCGAGCCAGGGCCAGGGGCACGGGCGGAACCUGUCCCUGGAGGAGCUGGCGGGCCAGGUGGGGCUCUCGCCGGACCGGCGGCUGCGGGUGGCGCUGCCCAAGGCCAGGAGCGUCCGCGUCUUCUCCUGCAUCGGCGCCGGCGCCGCGUGACGUGCGUGUAGGCGUACCCAUAUACCGUACGUUAGUUUCUGUGUAAGUGCUGCGUCUUCGUGUUAAGCUGUAUAUACGAGUGAUUCAGUACAUGCUUGUUGGAGUUGUCCGCGAGAUUUAAUUGUAAGACGAACAUAUUCUUCUCCUUUCAAUUUUUCCAUCAUACAACAGAUAUAGCUUCUUUUCUUGUAAAACUCCUAGAGCUAGCUUGUUACGUACGAUUGAGAAGGUUUCUCUUUCGCUUCAGUUUAAAUUUUCAAGCAUAUGGAUUGGCUGGUUUGUACUGCAA
Brachypodium distachyon (stiff brome) is the source of this 622-nucleotide messenger RNA. RefSeq lists its product as uncharacterized. The coding region runs from base 10 to 333 and encodes 107 amino acids. NCBI's taxonomy places the organism in Eukaryota, Viridiplantae, Streptophyta, Magnoliopsida, Poales, Poaceae. The transcript has a single exon. The record is from RefSeq and is a predicted model, not a curated record.